Messenger RNA from Truncatella angustata, 300 nucleotides. RefSeq names its product histone H4. The record is from RefSeq and is a predicted model, not a curated record. Gene Ontology annotation, biological process: nucleosome assembly. Lineage: Eukaryota; Fungi; Ascomycota; Sordariomycetes; Amphisphaeriales; Sporocadaceae. The annotation marks the transcript as partial. Gene Ontology annotation, cellular component: nucleosome. Gene Ontology annotation, molecular function: protein heterodimerization activity; DNA binding; structural constituent of chromatin. The transcript is spliced from 2 exons.
GGCAAGGGCGGCAAGGGUCUCGGCAAGGGCGGUGCCAAGCGCCACCGAAAGAUUCUUCGUGACAACAUCCAGGGUAUCACCAAGCCCGCCAUCCGACGUCUCGCUCGUCGUGGUGGUGUCAAGCGUAUCUCAGCUAUGAUCUACGAGGAGACCCGUGGUGUCCUCAAGUCCUUCCUCGAGGGUGUCAUUCGUGACGCCGUCACCUACACCGAGCACGCCAAGCGCAAGACCGUCACCUCAUUGGACGUCGUCUACGCCCUCAAGCGCCAGGGCCGCACCCUGUACGGUUUCGGUGGUUAA